This is a messenger RNA of Aspergillus puulaauensis, 1041 nucleotides long. RefSeq lists its product as uncharacterized. The record is from RefSeq and is a predicted model, not a curated record. The transcript has a single exon. Lineage: Eukaryota; Fungi; Ascomycota; Eurotiomycetes; Eurotiales; Aspergillaceae. Bases 1 to 1041 code for a protein of 346 amino acids.
AUGUCUGAGAAUCUUAGUCUGCUGCAGGUGAACAUAUCCAAGUUACAACAUCUAACGACAACGUCGGGGCUCCGAACAUUCGACCAGGAGGUACCACUGCAGUGCUGGACAGACGAGCUAGGUCGCCUGCGGGUGGCUGCACAGCUGGUGUCCUUUUUGCAUAGCCAGAAUCUUCUUGGAACUCGUUCACGGCCCUCCAGUAUCGGGGGACAAAUUCAAACCCUUCUUCGGAAUAUUGACGACCUUGUUACCGAUCUCGAUGGCAUCGUUUCUGGUGAUGGCGAUGCUGAGAUAUUGCCACCGACUCAGGAUGAUCACGACGGACUAUAUUAUAUGACGGAGAUGCAAGAAAUCCAUCUCAGCCUGGCUCGCACAGUGUCCGACCUUUAUCAAUUGACGGCCGCUGGUCGGGUCUCUACUCAGCUUAUACCGCCGCCGCUGAGCAAUGCGUCUCCAGGGGGUGAACCUGAUGGCACAGUCGUCUUAGAUCAUAGGCCCGCUAUGCAGAAGAUAGACGAUGGCCAGGACGGUAAACGCCAAGGCAAACAAAGGACCCUGGCGGUGUAUGAAAGGCCUUUUGCGCAAAUAGGCAGGGCAGUUUUGGACUGGGUAAGGCAAGAGGCGGCAUCAUCACUGAGUUAUCUCCCUCGUUCAUCCGAUGCGCAGACAAGCGUUACAGACGGCCAGCCCAGAUGGGAACACCAACGUACACCCCACCGUGAAGAAACCGAAGGCUUUGGGAGAGUGCAAUUCACAGAACGCAAACCAGACCAGUUGGCGAAAAGUGCAAAGUCAAUCCAGGGAGACACUCAGACUACACAACUGGAUAUGGCCAUUAUGAGACAACGCGCGUAUCAACGAGAGAUAAACGUUGUGAGAGCUGAGAUGAUAGAACAGGGCAAGAGAAAGCGCCCAUCGCCGUCAGAACAGGCACGGGAUCCCUCGGUAGAAGACUUGAAGGCUCAACUGCAACGGCUUGUGGCACGCCUGAACGAGAUCGAAGAGGAAAUACAGACCUUGAGCAACGGAAUGGCGAGUUAG